Molecule: messenger RNA, 624 nt
Organism: Peromyscus eremicus (cactus mouse)
Lineage: Eukaryota; Metazoa; Chordata; Mammalia; Rodentia; Cricetidae
Gene: Gpr15lg
Product: G protein-coupled receptor 15 ligand
Exons: 3
Coding region: 1-237 (78 amino acids)
Molecular function (GO): G protein-coupled receptor binding
Source: RefSeq, a predicted model, not a curated record
AUGAGACUUCUAGCCCUUUCCAGUCUGCUCUGCGUGCUGCUCCUCUGCUUCUCCAUUCUCUCCUCAGAAGGGAAAAGGCAUCCUGCCAAGAUCACAAAACUCAGGUUUUGCUGUAACCUGGUUCCUAGAUCCAGACUGACAACCCAGAAAGGAAACUACACGAGGCACUGCAGACCAUGCGGAAGCAAGCCACCAUCCAAGUCAUGGGUGGUGCCCGGUGCUCUCCCACAGGUAUAGAGCUCCUGAAGCCUGGCUCCACCCAGAUGAGACCCUCAUGCCCAGCUGUGGAGGCACCAGAAGCUUUGACUUGCCCCCUGCCAACUUUCAUCGUGGCAGUGAGCUGUGAUACUGGGAGGCUUCACUUCAGACAUCCAGGAACAUUCCAGAAUUCCUAGACCUGGUUCCAACGGUGCCUCCAACCUUUAGAGUCACUAUGAAGCCCACGUCUUCAUGGCUCCUCAAGAGUGGAAGUCAAAGAUUCGUCCUGUGGGAACUACAAUGCCAGAGAUCUCCAAGCUGGCCAGAGUGCAGAAUAGCAAGACCUCAGUGGAUCAGCCAGGACUACAGCACCACGGGCAGCCACAGACAGCCUCAAAUUCCUAGCAUUUAACCAAUGGUCUCUGA